Messenger RNA from Gossypium raimondii (Peruvian cotton), 423 nucleotides. RefSeq lists its product as uncharacterized. Lineage: Eukaryota; Viridiplantae; Streptophyta; Magnoliopsida; Malvales; Malvaceae. The coding region runs from base 1 to 423 and encodes 140 amino acids. The record is from RefSeq and is a predicted model, not a curated record. The transcript has a single exon. Gene Ontology annotation, molecular function: zinc ion binding.
AUGGUCGCAAACCGUCGGUUGGCGAGGUCAAUGAAUGUAGAAAUAUAUUCACGACGACUGGAAAUAUUUCGAGUUACUGAGAGCAUCAGUCGUCGACCUGGUAUACCAACUAGGUCCUACGGAGUUGAUCUCUGGAACCGACGGUGCAAGUGCAGAAGGUUCGAAACACUUCAUUAUCCCUGUGCGCAUGUCGUGGCAGCGUGUGCUAAAGUUAACGUCAAUGUUGAACAAUAUGUCGAUGAUGUGUACACGCUGGAGCGCACAUUGUGUGUCUGGGAAAAUGAGUUCCCCGUCUUGCCUGACCUAUCAACGUGGGAGGUGCCUUUGACGACUUUCGAGCUUCUCCCAGACAGAGGGCUGCGGAGGAAUCCGAGAGGUCAUCCGCAGUCAAGCAGAAUCCGUAAUGAAAUGGACAUCAGGUAG